Messenger RNA from Eurypyga helias (sunbittern), 1533 nucleotides. RefSeq names its product C1q and tumor necrosis factor related protein 4 (gene C1QTNF4). The transcript has a single exon. The record is from RefSeq and is a predicted model, not a curated record. Bases 1 to 1104 code for a protein of 367 amino acids. Lineage: Eukaryota; Metazoa; Chordata; Aves; Eurypygiformes; Eurypygidae. Gene Ontology annotation, molecular function: protein binding.
AUGAUGACACUGAAGGUUCAGAUCCUAUUUGGCUUCCUUUGCUGCAUGAUUUUUCUGCCUACAGAUGGCUUCCCAGCAGACACCGCUACUGAAUUUCGCUCUGCUUUCUCUGUGGCCAGAACCAGCAGCAUGGAAGGAAGCUCUGAGAUGGUAAUUACCUUUGACAAAGUGUAUGUGAACAUUGGCAAUGACUUUGAUCCCAAGACUGGAUUGUUCCGCUGUCGGAUCCCUGGAGCCUACUACUUCUCCUUCACUGUUGGGAAAUACCCAAAGAAAAACUUGUCUGUCAUGCUGAUGAGAAACAAGAAUGAGGUGCAAGUGAUAGUGUAUGAUGAACAUCACCGCAAGGAACGGAAAGUAGCCAGCCAGAGUGCCAUGCUGCAGCUCGACUACGGUGACACAGUUUGGCUGCGUUUACAUGGAGACCCAAAGUAUGCUCUUUACAGCAAUGUGGGCCCCUAUACAACUUUCAAUGGCUACCUAAUCUAUCCAGACACUUCUGCCUUCUUCCAGAAUGCUCUUAGCUCUCAAGAGUUGAGCCCACACCAUCACACUAUUCAGCAACUUCCCGGAGAGCAGACUGAAGCUUCACAGCUGCACGUGUUGUCUGAUCAACCAAACAGAGAACAAGACCCUCGCUCUGCAUUUUCUGUUGCCCGCUCACAAAGUCUCCUGGGGACAGAUGACAAGCAAACCCAGCAUGAGCCGAUCACAUUUGACACAGAGUUUGUGAAUAUUGGAAAAGAUUUCAAUGCCUCCACUGGCAUCUUCUCAUGCCGUAUACCUGGUGCAUACUAUUUCUCCUUCACCAUUGGCAAAAUGCCCUUUAAGACUAUGUCAGUGAAACUUAUGAAGAACCACAAUGAGGUGCAGGCCAUGAUCUAUGAUGACAACCACUCCAAGAGGCGGGAGAUGCAGAGCCAGAGUAUCAUGCUGCCUCUGCAAUAUGGGGACACCGUCUGGCUCUACAGCCACCAGCACGAUGGCUAUGGUGCCUACAGCAACCAUGGCAAGUACAUCACCUUCACAGGCUUCCUGAUCUAUUCAGAGACUCAGCCAAAGUGGCUUCCAGGUGCCAGCUCACCCCAAGGGUCAAAUAAUUAAAUGCAGAUGUGAAAAGAGCAUAAGAAAAGCCAAGGUGCCAUGAACUUGGGUAUAGUUCCUCUUCGGAUAUCAUCCUCUACUUUGAGCAUGCUAUCAUGUGUCCAGUGCUUUCCUCAAUGCUGCACGCUUGUGCCCUGUCCGCAGGGCCGCUGCUGUGUCUGCUGUUCAUCCAUAGAAAGGUCUUUACAGGUUGUACGUGUGUGUCCUGUGUUGGUGUUUGAGUUAAGCAUAAAGCAUGAGGUAGUUUUGGGGCAGGGGUGGGGCAGGGUAGUGAGAUGCUGAGGAUCAGAGAACCACUGCAGUAACAUUACUGCAGAUCCCCAGCAUCCCGAAAGCAAAGGAUGUGGCGACUUUCCUUGCAUAUCUGGGGAGGGAAUAAAUAUAAUGAAAAUGAAUGUAAUAAAAACACAAAAGAUGUAAAAAUUUUCU